This is a messenger RNA of Lytechinus variegatus (green sea urchin), 3681 nucleotides long. RefSeq names its product kinesin-like protein KIF17. NCBI's taxonomy places the organism in Eukaryota, Metazoa, Echinodermata, Echinoidea, Temnopleuroida, Toxopneustidae. Gene Ontology annotation, biological process: microtubule-based movement. The transcript is spliced from 17 exons. The record is from RefSeq and is a predicted model, not a curated record. Gene Ontology annotation, molecular function: microtubule motor activity; ATP binding; microtubule binding. The coding region runs from base 221 to 2830 and encodes 869 amino acids.
AUGAGCGAAAUGUCAAACCUUUAUGUUUUGCUUGUCACCGAGUGUACCGUAAUUGGUGUUUACAAAAAUAGUGGCUGUUUAUUGUUUAUUCCUCGAAAAUGAAUAAUUUUUGAAAUAUUACGAAAAUACUGGUUUCGGAGUGUCAUUUAAGGCGAGAUAUGAGUGCUUGAUGUGAUAGAAAUCAACAUUUGACUGAGCGUAAGACCCACCCUAAUUCAAGAUGGCUGAAGCAGUGAAGGUAAUUGUGAGAUGUCGCCCUCUUAACGCGAGGGAGAAGAGUCUCAACUGCAAAACGGUCGUGAAGAUGGACGGCGGGCGUGGAUUCUGCGAGAUCUUCAAACCCAACUCCAAGGAUCCUCCCAAGUCCUUCACUUUUGAUGGUGCAUACUUUGUUGACUCCACAACGGAACAGAUCUAUGGAGACAUUGCAUACCCACUGGUUGAUGGUGUGUUGGAAGGUUAUAAUGGAACUAUAUUUGCUUACGGUCAAACCGGAUGUGGGAAGUCGUUUAGUAUGCAGGGAAUCACAGACCCUGCAACCCAGCGGGGUAUUAUACCAAGAGCAUUUGAGCAUAUCUUUGAGAACAUUCAGGUUGCAGAGGGGUUGAAGUACCUGGUGAGGGCGUCCUAUCUUGAGAUCUACAAUGAAGAGAUCAGGGAUCUCCUUGGAAAGGAUGCCAAAGCUCGUCUGGAACUCAAAGAACAUCCUGAUAAGGGUGUCUAUGUCAAAGACCUGACCAUGCAUGUUGUGCACAAUACCCGCGAGUGUGAACAGAUCAUGGAGCUGGGAUGGAAGAACCGUUCUGUAGGAGCUACGUUAAUGAAUGCAGACUCGUCGCGUUCACACUCCAUCUUCACCAUUCACAUAGAGAUGUGUGAGGUAGACGAUGCCGGGGAAGACCGCAUCAGGGCAGGGAAACUCAACCUGGUCGAUUUGGCUGGUAGCGAGAGGCAGGCCAAAACUGGUGCAACUGGUGACAGACUGAAGGAAGCGACCAAGAUUAACCUCUCCCUCUCUGCGUUGGGAAACGUCAUUUCAGCGCUGGUAGAUGGCAAGUCUAAACACAUCCCCUACCGUGACUCCAAGCUCACCCGUCUUCUACAAGAUUCUCUUGGCGGCAACACCAAAACCCUCAUGGUGGCUUGCCUGUCCCCGGCCGACAACAACUACGAUGAGACCCUAUCCACCCUCCGGUACGCUAACCGUGCCAAGAACAUCAAGAACAAACCCAAGAUCAACGAGGAUCCGAAGGACGCCCUCUUGAGGCAGUAUCAGGAGGAGAUCAAGACGCUGAAGCAGAUGUUGAUGGGACAGAUUCCUAUCCCUGCUGGAGGAUUUCCAGACAUGGAGUUGAUGGCUGGGGCUUUGGGCGGGGCCUUGACGAAGCCCCUUUCUCUUCCCCCACCCCAGACGGUACAAGCAUCUGAAUCCGCCCCCGCCCAGCAGGCCAGCCCAGAGGACGUCAAUAUCAUGAAGGACCAGAUCCAAAAGGAUUAUCAAGCCCAGCUGGAGGAAAUGAAAGCUAUGUAUGAGCAAGAACAGAUGUCUAAGGCUAAGCUUCAGCAGGAUAUGGACCAGCUCAAAUCCCUCUAUGAUAACAAACUAGCCCAGGUCUCAGAACAAGGAGGUGAAGCGUCACCAUCAGAAGGGGGUCAGAAGGUCAUCACGUUAGAGAGAGUUCAACCUCCUCAAGAUGGGGAAGCUGUUGCUAGGUCAGAUGCUUCAGGCAAGCCUGCUACUCAGGGAGAGGGCGUACCUCCCGAAGCACAGCCGUCCGCUACUGAAGAUGAGGGACCGUCCGCACCCCGGUCCUCACCUAAGAUGCCCAGGAAGGACCAAGGAGGAGGCUUCCUUGAUCAAGAGGAGGCCAUGAAGAGAUUACAAGCCCUGGAGCAUGAGAUGGUAGGGGGAGAGAGAGCUACCGAUGAAGGUCUGAAAGAAAAGAGGAGGAAGAAGUUGAAGCAUGCAGAGAUGAGGAAGCUAACCCUCGCUAAGGCCAUUGCCAAGAUGGAUGACGAUGGUAUCAUGCUGAACAUCUAUAGCAGCAUUGAAGAUGAGCUCAAGGCUAAGAAUGAAUUGCUGAAGAAGGAGCAAGAAAAGUUGAGGGCAGCAGACUGUGAAAUCAGCGACUUGAAUGCCGAGUUUGAGUUUGAGCGUAUCGAUUACCUGGACACGAUACGCAAACAGGAGAAACAGGUCACCAUGCUACAACAGAUCCUUGACAAAGUGCAACCUUGUCUACGGAGAGACUGCAAUUAUUACAACCUGGAUAAGAUAAAAACGGAGUGUUCGUGGGAUGAAGAAGAUGGAAGCUGGAAGCUGCCGGACCUCGUCGUCGUACGAGAAAAACUCCCCAACUCUCUCCCCGGUGGGGCCAGCAUGCCGGGAGGAGUGAUGCCCGGAGGUCGGCAACCUAUGCCUCAGAGAGGUCAACCCGAAAGGUCAAUGCCAAAUAACAAUCGACCGCAGGUCAACGGGUACUCCAACGCCAACGGGAUCGGCCCAAGCGCUUAUGAUGAGCCUGAGGAGGAUCGAUAUUUACAGAAAUUGAACCAGUCUAAUCAUGAUUCUGCCAUAGAUUAUUUCAAACCCAAGAGGGCCAACAAACUUCUUAACAACUCAGAUUCAAACAGGAAUUUAACUACCGACCUUCCGAUGCGAGGCCCGUCCCCUAAUUUCCUCGCCAACAACGACAUGACCGCCGCAGCCGUCCACGGCCAGCUCGGUCCCUCCGACGUCCCCAUGAGACGACCGAUGCGGCUGGAAGCUCUCCCCACGGGAAAGUCCAAGAAGGGCAAGAAGAAGCACAACACUCUGGAGCCGUUGUAAGAGGCAAACUCACCGUGCAAUCAUCUAUGGUAUGCUACUGGACCCUGUUUCACAAAUUCAUCAGAGUAUGCUGCUGUUAUAAGCUACCAAUAUCCUGCAUUCUCAUUGGCCUCGAGUAGAUGUGUCAUAGAAAUUCAGCUUUAUGAAGCAGUGCCAUCCAUGAUGACAGAGGGGUAGUCUUUAGUAGUCUAGCAAUAUCAGUCAUAGAGAUUGACCUGUAUAGAACAGGAAAGCGUAUGCAUGGCUGAAAUGAAUCCAUAUUAAUGAAUUUAUUAGAAUAUUGCAUUAUAAGACACAGAUGUCAGAAAGCCAAUGCCGUCAGUCAUAUAGAUUGAGUUUCUUAGAACAGGAAAGCAUGUGCAUGGCUGAAAUGAAUUCAUAUUAAUGCUUUAUAAGAAUGUUUGCAUGAAGUUUAAGAGAUGAUUAGAUAAUGCAUGUGUAAUCAAUCAAGCUUCGCUCGCUUCAAAAUCUAUAAUGUAGUUAUCCAUAAUCCUGUACCAUGUACUGUACAAUUUGAUUUGAAUGUGGUCAUUUUGGUCAUCGAUAAUUCCCUCGUUAGGGAGAUAAUGAAUUACCACCACAUUCUGGAUACGAUAUUGUGUGCAACAGAGGGCUGGUGCCUUCAACCCAAGGUAUGUCUAAACAUUUGUUGGAUAGUGCUGCUGUGAGGUUUUGAUAACAAAUAUGUCACUUCAACAAAGCUUAUUGAGAACCGCUGGUAUUGACCAUCAAGACUUUAGAAAUCGUUAAAGAAAGAGUUAGAAAAGGAAAGUUCUUCAGCAAAGAUAUCAAGGAGACAAAUGUUGAGGCUUUUCUUAUUUCCUUGAGCAGACUUUUCCCAAAAUUUUGGA